AUGGCUGUUCAAGGAGUAGAGCAGAUGAUCCAUAGGGACCCUGCGCUCUUCUACUGGAUCCUGCUUCCUAUAACGAUUGUUAUGAUUCUGACUGGUGUCCUCCGACAUUAUGCUACCGUUCUCCUUGCGAGCCCUCCGAAACCACCUUCGACCCUUCUCGAAUCUCGCGAGCGUCAGGCCCUUCUCCGCGGCGUCAAUUUGCGAAACAACGCUGCUGCAGCCCUCACAUCCGCUUCCUUCAAUACGCGGAAAGAAUAUCUCAUCGAUGGCUAUAAGAAAGGCACGUUUCUCAAGGGAGGUCCGGAGUCUCGAGGUCAAGCUGCUGCCAAUCCGAUGUCAGACCCUGCCGCCAUGGAGGGAAUGAUGGGAAUGAUGAAAGGAAAUAUGGCGAUGAUGAUCCCACAAACCCUCAUCAUGUCCUGGAUUAAUGCGUUCUUUGCCGGUUUUGUCAUCCUCAAGCUACCAUUCCCACUCACAAUCCGAUUCAAAUCUAUGCUACAGUCAGGAGUCAUGACUCGAGAUCUGGAUGUCAGAUGGGUGUCGAGCUUGUCAUGGUACUUCUUGUGUCUUUUUGGCCUUCAGAGUGUCUUCAUCUUCAUUCUGGGCAAAGAAAAUGCUGCCAAUCAAAUGUCUCAGCAAAUGGCCCAAAUGAACCCUGGAGCAAACGCCAAUCCUUUUGGCCCGGGUCAAGAACCUGAUAAGAUGUUCCAAGCUGAAGCCGAAAACUUGGAGGUCUUGGAACAUUGGAGCGUCCUAGAUGGGGCAGAGGAUCGUCUGUUGCAAAUCUAUGGCAGUUAG
Messenger RNA from Rhinocladiella mackenziei CBS 650.93, 798 nucleotides. RefSeq lists its product as uncharacterized. The transcript has 2 exons. The record is from RefSeq and is a predicted model, not a curated record. Lineage: Eukaryota; Fungi; Ascomycota; Eurotiomycetes; Chaetothyriales; Herpotrichiellaceae. Gene Ontology annotation, biological process: protein folding in endoplasmic reticulum. The coding region runs from base 1 to 798 and encodes 265 amino acids. Gene Ontology annotation, cellular component: membrane; EMC complex.